Molecule: messenger RNA, 2001 nt
Organism: Colletotrichum truncatum
Lineage: Eukaryota; Fungi; Ascomycota; Sordariomycetes; Glomerellales; Glomerellaceae
Product: signal sequence receptor alpha subunit
Biological process (GO): SRP-dependent cotranslational protein targeting to membrane; intracellular protein transport
Cellular component (GO): endoplasmic reticulum membrane; signal recognition particle receptor complex
Molecular function (GO): ATP hydrolysis activity; GTP binding; GTPase activity
Source: RefSeq, a predicted model, not a curated record
AUGUUGGACACGUUCGAGAUCUUGACCACCUCAGGGGUGGUCCUCUGGUCGAGGUCAUAUGCGCCAGUCAACCCAUCCGUCAUCAACAACUUCAUAUCCGAUGUCUUUAUCGAGGAGAAGAACGCCGGCACGACGUUGAGCCAGUCUGCCUCCAGUAACCCCCCAUACAAGCGCGACCAACAUACCCUGCGAUAUACCUUUGUUAAGGAACUAGGUGUCAUCUUUGUGGCCGUGUACAGGUCGCUUCUCCACCUGUCUUGGAUUGACAAGCUGGUCGACAACAUUAAGACGCUCUUCGUUGACCUUUAUGGCGAGCAGCUUACGAAGCCUCAUACGACACUGGUGGAGUGCCACAAGUUCGACGAGUACUUCGACCAGCAAAUGCGCGAGCUGGAGACGACGGCGCACAAGGGUGACUCAAACGUCCCGGAGGCCGACUUCGCCCAGGAAGAGAAGACUUUAUCCGGCAACCUCGGCGAUGACCCCCCGAUCCCCCCAGGUCUGCAUUACAGAGGACGUGGCCUCAACGGCGCAAGCGGCGGCGCCUCGACCAAUGAUUCCACCCCCGUCGCAACACCGAGCACCUCGCGUCCGUCAACCCCCGGUGUCGUAGUCGGAAAAGCGGGUCCUGUCGCAAAGAUGUCCCGUCGCGCUCGCAAGUCCCAGAAUACAGGAAGUUCAGCGCCGGCUUCUUCGGGCGACGAGUCCGCCGGUAGACGGCCGCGCCCUGCGACACGGUCUUCGACUAAGAAGGGCCGCAAGUGGGAUGCCGAAGGCAUGGCAGACGAGGAGGACGACGUUCAGCUCGACUAUUCGGCCGCUCCGAGAUCGGCUACCAGUGACUCGGAGGCCGAGACCACUGCGCGCUCUUCCGCCGUCGAGCACGUUGACGCAUCGACCUGGGGCAACAAGACGGCAAAGGGCCAGUUCGUGCUUAAGGACCUUGAUGAUGAGGUACACAAUAUUCUCGCGUCCGCACAAUCCAAGACCGGCUCUUCUUCCAAGGCCGAACCUGCGGGUGGACUCAUCGGCUCCGGUCUCAGCACCAUCGGUGGCCUCUUCCGUAACGUCGUGGGCGGCAAGACGCUCACCAAGGCCGACCUCGACAAGGCCAUGAAGGGGAUGGAGGAGCAUCUUCUCAAGAAGAACGUGGCGCGUGAGGCCGCCAUUCGUCUCUGUGAGGGCGUCGAGAAGGAGCUCUUGGGCGCCAAGACAGGCAGCUUCGAGAGCAUCAACGCCAAAAUCCAGUCCGCGAUGGAGGCAUCUCUUACAAAGAUGCUCACGCCAACCUCCUCGCUCGAUCUCCUCCGCGAGAUCGACGCCAUAACCGCACCGCCUGCUACCUCCUUGCGCAAGGCCCGCCCCUACGUCAUCUCCAUUGUCGGCGUCAACGGCGUCGGCAAGUCCACCAACCUCUCCAAGAUCUGCUUCUUCCUCCUCCAGAACAAGUACAAGGUCCUCAUUGCCGCAGGCGACACCUUCCGUUCCGGUGCCGUCGAGCAACUCGCCGUCCACGUGCGCAACCUCAAGGAGCUCACCUCCCGUGAGGGAGGUCGUGUCGAGCUGUACCAGAAGGGAUACGGCAAGGACGCCGCCACCGUCGCGCGUGACGCCGUUUCGUUUGCCGGGCAGGAGGGCUUUGACGUUGUUCUUAUCGACACCGCUGGCCGCAGACACAACGACCAGCGCUUGAUGUCUUCUUUGGAAAAGUUCGCCAAGUUUGCGCAGCCCGACAAGAUUCUCAUGGUUGGCGAGGCUCUCGUCGGAACCGACUCGGUCGCCCAAGCCCGUAACUUCAAUGCCGCCUUCGGCUCCGUCCGCUCCCUCGACGGCUUCAUCAUCUCCAAGUGUGACACAGUCGGCAACAUGGUCGGCACGCUCGUCAGUCUCGUGCACGCGACCAAUGUUCCCGUUCUCUUCGUCGGCGUCGGCCAGCAUUACUCUGACCUGCGCAACUUUUCCGUCAAAUGGGCUGUUGAGAAACUCCUGAGCAGUUCUUAA